Messenger RNA from Theobroma cacao (cacao), 1859 nucleotides. It is a transcript of the gene CAX4, whose product is annotated as cation exchanger 4. Gene Ontology annotation, molecular function: calcium:proton antiporter activity. NCBI's taxonomy places the organism in Eukaryota, Viridiplantae, Streptophyta, Magnoliopsida, Malvales, Malvaceae. The record is from RefSeq and is a predicted model, not a curated record. Gene Ontology annotation, cellular component: plant-type vacuole membrane. Gene Ontology annotation, biological process: calcium ion transmembrane transport; intracellular calcium ion homeostasis.
GUAUCUUACUCUCGAACUCAUCGAGAUAAUAUCUGAAAGAGUUUAUUUGGUUUUUGUCAGGGUCGACAUUGUUAUUUUGUGCACUAGACUCUCGCCCUGGAAGAAAAAUAUUUUCGGGUUUGCGUGUGGGAAGAAGAUGGCUUCCUUGCAAGAACCAUGGCUAUUGGAGAAUGGCAACCUGAAAGGGUCCAGCAAGGAGAUUCGCCAUGGUAGGACUGCACACAACCUGUCGUCCUCGUCAUUGCGGAAGAAGUCGGACCUGACCCUGGUUUCCAAGAUUCGGUAUGGAAUGCUCAGGCAGUUCCUGACCAAUCUUCAGGAGGUCAUUCUAGGGACCAAACUCUCAGUUCUCUUCCCGGCUAUCCCUCUGGCGGUCGUUGCUGAGAGCUACGGGUUCGGAAGACCAUGGGUCUUUGCAUUAAGUUUACUUGGACUUACACCAUUGGCUGAACGUGUCAGCUUCCUCACCGAGCAAAUUGCUUAUUACACUGGUCCAACAGUGGGAGGGCUGUUGAAUGCAACCUGUGGCAAUGCUACUGAGCUGAUCAUAGCAAUUUUUGCACUAAGCCAAUAUAAAAUAGAUGUGGUCAAAUAUUCCCUGCUGGGUUCUGUCCUAUCAAACCUGCUUUUGGUUCUAGGGACCUCUCUCUUCUGCGGCGGUAUUGCCAACCUGAGAAAGGAACAAAAAUAUGAUAGAAGACAAGCCGAUGUGAACUCUCUCCUGCUGCUGCUUGCAUUAUUGUGCCACUCGCUGCCAUUGUUGUUUCGAAUGCUUGGGGCAUCCGAUGCUGUCAGUACAGCCGACUCAACACUGCAUUUGUCGAGAGCAAGCAGCAUUGUAAUGUUGAUUGCAUAUCUGUCAUACCUGAUCUUCCAACUAUUCACACACCGGCAACUGUUUGAAGCUCAAGAGGAAUCAGACGAUGACGAAAAUGGAAUAUCAGAAGAAGCACCAGUGAUUGGAUUUUGGAGUGGAUUUAUCUGGCUAUUUGGAAUGACUGGUGUCAUCUCAUUGCUGUCUGAGUAUGUUGUAGAAACAAUUGAGGAUGCCUCGAAUUCUUGGGGAAUUUCUGUUAGCUUCAUCAGCAUUAUUCUGCUACCCAUCGUCGGAAAUGCAGCAGAGCAUGCAGGAGCUAUCAUUUUUGCUUUUAAAAACAAGCUGGAUAUUUCUUUGGGUGUUGCAUUAGGAUCUGCAACUCAGAUUUCCAUGUUUGUGGUUCCACUCUGCGUAAUUGUCGCUUGGACCAUGGGCAUUAAGAUGGAUCUUAACUUCAAUCUCCUCGAAACUGGCUCUCUUGCUCUAUCAAUCAUUACCGUUGCCUUCGCUUUACAAGAUGGCACUUCUCACUACAUGAAAGGACUGGUUCUCCUACUGCUCUACAUCGUUAUCGGGGCUUGCUUUUUUGUAUUCAAAACACCUCUAAACCAAGUAAACUUCACAAACUCGGGAAUCAAAAGACCAACCGAGACAAUCUUCAGAGCUUGAUAAGCUUCCCCGUCUUGGGGUCCCUCCCCCUUAUCGAUGUGAUGAACGUAUGUUUGGAACUUCAACAGAUCUCAUGUAUUUGUCAUUCUUUCAGUAUGGUCUGGCCUGCCGGAAAGCUGACAGAUUCUCAGUUACUACUCCACCAUGCUUCAGAUUCGGUUACCAUUGAAGCUUGAUGAAGACAGGCUGCAGUACACAGCACAUGGUUCUGUGUACAGAUCUCUCAGUGUGUUUCUUUUACUUCCAGCUGAGGUUUGUUUCUGAUUAUGUUCGUAUAGUAGUAGUAGCAAAUGAGCUAGCUAAAAGGGUUGUUUCCCUCUUGUAAUUGCAGUUCAUCAAAAUAAAUGAAAUCGUUGUUGGUUUUGUUUGGCUA